Molecule: messenger RNA, 763 nt
Organism: Trachemys scripta elegans
Lineage: Eukaryota; Metazoa; Chordata; Testudines; Emydidae
Product: V-set domain containing T-cell activation inhibitor 1-like
Exons: 3
Coding region: 131-715 (194 amino acids)
Source: RefSeq, a predicted model, not a curated record
GGGGGCUCCUGCCUCAGUUUCCCCAGCAGGGCUGCCUCACCGCACAGGGGAGUCUGGAUUUCUGAGAGCAGCGACAGAUGGGCCAAUAUUGGCGUUGGCGCUCAGCCUGAAGAAGCCAGCUGGUGCCCAGAUGGGGAAAUUGAGGCACAGAGGCGGACAGGCUGCAUCCGAGGUGCACAGAGGGUGUGUGGCAGAACAAGGAUUCGAACCCAGGACUCCAGAGUCCCAGUCAUUAAUCACUAGGCACCGUUCCCUGCCGUCCAAGGCAGCCACGAAGACUUUCCUCAUCCAUUGGCUGCACUUUCCCAUUCUGUUCAUAGGAAAAGUGCAGUCGGCACCAGACGUGGUAGCUCAUUUCGGGGGGGACGUCACCCUGAGCUGCCUCUUCCCGUCCCGGCCCGGGAUGAACCUCCAGCGUCUGACCCUCACCUGGCAGAAGGAGCGGGCGGGGGCAGAGGCCCUGGUGGUUCAUAGUUAUUAUUAUGGGAGGGAGCAGCUGGAGAAACAGGAUGAGGCUUAUAGGAACCGGACCUGGCUGGAUCCAGAGGGGCUGGCCCAGGGGAACGCGUCUCUGACACUGAGGGGCGUCCACAUGCAGGACGAGGGCGUCUAUCUCUGCCACGUCACCUCGGAGCUGGGCAGGACAUCUGAACCCAGGGAGCUGAGAGUGGGAGGUGAGUGCUGGGGAUGCUGCAUCCCAAAUGGGUCUGGCUAAUGCACAGUGGCUCCGUGUACCUGGUAGUGACUGCAGCCUGCGUGGCUC